Molecule: messenger RNA, 1257 nt
Organism: Penicillium samsonianum
Lineage: Eukaryota; Fungi; Ascomycota; Eurotiomycetes; Eurotiales; Aspergillaceae
Exons: 2
Coding region: 1-1257 (418 amino acids)
Source: RefSeq, a predicted model, not a curated record
AUGGUGCGCAGAUCUUUGCUUCUUCGAGUACUCUUGAAUACUCGAAUACUGGUCCCUAGCACCACGAAGAGGUGCCUGCACAGGCUAGAGGGUCUUUUUGUCGCAGAUGUCCCUGCGGAGACUCUUGGUUUCGCAGAUGUCUCUGCGGAGACUCUUGGUGUCGCAGAUGUCCCUGCGGAGACUCUUGGUGUCGCAGAUGUCCCUGCGGAGACUCUUGGUUUCGCAGAUGUCCCUGCGGAGACUCUUGGUGUCGCAGAUGUCCCUGCGGAGACUCUUGGUGUCGCAGAUGUCCCUGCGGAGACUCUUGGUGUCGCAGAUGUCCCUGCGGAGACUCUUGGUGUCGCAGAUGUCCCUGCGGAGACUCUUGGUGUCGCAGAUGUCCCUGCGGAGACUCUUGGUGUCGCAGAUGUCCCUGCGGAGACUCUUGGUUUCGCAGAUGUCCCUGCGGAGACUCUUGGUGUCGCAGAUGUCCCUGCGGAGACUCUUGGUUUCGCAGAUGUCCCUGCGAGGCGCUUUGUUGACGCAGGACCUGGGCUGCGGAGAACUUGCGUCCCCCUGCGGAGUUCACUUGGUAACGCAGCGCCCCCCUGCGAGGAACAGUUGGUCACGCAGAGCCCAUCCUGCGAGGUAGUCUUGUUGACGCAGCACCUCCCUGCGAGGAUUGUUGUUGACGCAGACCUAUCCUGCGAGGUAGUCUUGUUGACGCAGCACCUCCCUGCGAGGAUUAUUGUUGACGCAGACCUAUCCUGCGGGGUAGUCUUGAUUUCGCAGCACCCCCCUGCGAGGAAUAUUGUUGACGCAGACCUAUCCUGCGAGGUAGUCUUGUUGACGCAGCACCUCCCUGCGAGGAUUAUUGUUGACGCAGACCUAUCCUGCGGGGUAGUCUUGAUUUCGCAGCACCCCCCUGCGAGGAAUAUUGUUGACGCAGACCUAUCCUGCGAGGUAGUCUUGUUGACGCAGCACCUCCCUGCGAGGAUUAUUGUUGACGCAGACCUAUCCUGCGGGGUAGUCUUGAUUUCGCAGCACCCCCCUGCGAGGAAUAUUGUUGACGCAGACCUAUCCUGCGAGGUAGUCUUGUUGACGCAGCACCCCCCUGCGAGGAAUAUUGUUGACGCAGACCUAUCCUGCGAAGCACCUUCUUACACUCGCGGGGCUCAUGGCAGCGAGGGAGCACAUUCUUACAUCGCUGGGCUCGUGGCAGCGACAGCCGUGGUCACGGAAGCUCUUAAGCCCGCAGGCAAAAGAGGGACACCAUGA